Molecule: messenger RNA, 3669 nt
Organism: Cylindrotheca closterium
Lineage: Eukaryota; Bacillariophyta; Bacillariophyceae; Bacillariales; Bacillariaceae
Source: the annotation of a GenBank genome assembly
AUGAGUGCCAUGGUGAUGAACUUUUUCGGAUCACCCAAGGGGAAGAAGAAAGCAGCAGUGGCCAUCGGAGCCGAUGAGGCGAGUUUAGACUCCGUUAGUCUGAACGAUGGAGUUAAGAGUCCCGGCAAUGAUGAGGGCAGCGCUGAAAUGUACAAAUAUCCAGACAAAUCUGAACGAUCUCUGGGGGAGUCUUUUCAAAGCAUUGGCGGAACGAGUGGCAUUACUGCGAAGCUUCUCAAAGAGGAGAGGCAGCUUCAAAAGAUCAUUGCCAAGUCGAAGGACAAGCCACUCGAUAGAAAGGUUCAGAAGGCUACCGAGAAGCGGCGUGAAGCAAUUCUUAAGGAAAAGGUCAAUGCCGUGACGGAAAUGGAACAAGAUGUUAUCAUUCGUUGCUUGGGUGUUGGAUCAGAUGGUUACUGCUUGCGCCAUCAAGAUCAAAAGGUCCGAAUGGGGAUUGUUCGACCAUCGUUUCGGUUCGAAACGAUUAGUCUUUGUAAAUCGUGUGCGUUUGGGGCUGCGAGUGGAAUCGAAGUGAAGAAUCAUGGACAAAAGGACAAAACCAUUUCACAUGCUGUCAAUGGUGCCUUGGUCGCUACCGGAGUCAAGAAGAAGAAAAAGAAGGUCAAGGGAUCCUUUGCAGCGAAUAUGAAUGGUGCCUCUCCAGAUAAGCCACGGGUGGAUCUAAAUGAGAGCUUUAGGUCCGCUCAUGGCUAUGAUGUCAGCGUAUCCGAGAACCAGUUCGCUAGUAGCGAUGGCUUGCAGGGAAUUGGCGAAAAUAGUGGUACUCCCAACCACACUUCUGCGCAUUCUAGAACUGAUCUAGAGCAGGAUGCUCGUUGGAUGCAAGAGGUUCAAGUGCGAGUGCUGCAGGUGAAUAGCUGGGACAACAGUAUCGUUCCUUUGAAGUGCCAUCCCAAUUAUGCCAAGUACUUUCGAAUGCUGGAAUCAGGUGUCCCGAGGGAAGAGAUCAAAGAAAUGAAUGGGGAUCAUGGACCAGAUCUGUUGGUACUUAGCCUUGAUCCAGAAAGGUCACUCAAUGACCAGAUGCCUAGCCUUCCUUCUCAUAUUCAAAAAAGAUUACAGUCCAAUCCAGCUUUGAUUACCUCCACUUCUGUCGAUGAUGAUGAAUCCGAAAUUGUCGAUCUGAUUUAUAAAUCGUACUUGACGCAACUUCAUGUCUUUGAGCAUUUUUUGCAAGAAGACGAAGCUGGUAUCAAGGCCAUGCGGGAGAGCAAUGGCGCGAAUGAAAGCAGUUCAGAACUUACACCGGCGGCAACUGAUGGAUCUCCAAAGAAGAAAGUGAAAAAGUUACGUCUAACCAAGCAUUUCAAGCGAUUCGUCGGUGUGGAUGCACACAAGGAGCACGCAACCGAUGACGAAGCUUCCGAAGAAGAAAAUGCCGACCUUUUGGAACCAAGCAACAGCAAUCACAUUGAGGAGAGUACAAUGGCUCAAUAUGCUACUGGUCCAGUUUCACUCCAGCCCCUGCCCAGCGCAGGGCUACGGCGGGCACGAAGGCCCACUACAGCCAGUCGGCGUCCCCGAAAACCUGGUAUGACUAAGACACCUGAUCGUGGCGUUAUCCUUGCCCCGAAGAACGCAGAAACCCCCAUGAGCCCACUCAGUACCAGUCCCGGUCAUGCUGGCCGCAAAUCAUUUGAUCCGAAUACAAUGGAUAGCAUCAUGUCUACUUCGAGUGCAGACGAACUUUUGGAGGCAAAUGGGACCGUAGACGCUGCUCUGACUUCUUCUGCUACAAAAGAACUGCUGGAGCAUCCGGUGGUGGUGAAGUCAUUUUCUUCUGCGCCAUCUGAUGAAGAUAUGGGAGGUCUUCCAACUCAGACAACCCCUGCCGACGAGGAACAAGAGAAAGCUUCUCCUGCUCCACCUCUGGUCAUCAAAUCUUUUCCUUCAGCAGCGAAUACAACUUCAAUCGAUACCAGCAAGAAAGAAACAGAGGAAGCUUCACCCCCUGUCAUGGUCAUCAAAACAUUCCCGUCCAAGGCAAAUGAAGCCCCGGAAAGCUCCUCUGAGGAAGAGAAAAAGGAAUCCGCAGUUCCUAUGGUGAUUUCCUCUUUCCCCUCAGCCAAGAGAGCUUCCAAUGCAUCUAAGAACAAAGCAGAUGAGGAAGAGAAAAAGGAAACUGCAGGUCCUAUGGUGAUUUCAUCUUUCCCUUCAGCCAAGAGAGCCUCCAAUGCUUCUAACAAGAAAAAAGAUGGAAUUGCGAUUCCCAAAUUGGAUGGAGAUGGGAAACAAGUCGAGAAACCGCAAGACGAGCAACCGCAAGAUACGGAAGAAGAAAAGAAGAAAAAAGAAGAGUUACGAAAAGCAGUUGCAGCAAUGCAUCAAUUCAAACUUGGCAGCUACGACGAUUCGUUCGGUAGCAUCCCAACCACAGUACUUCCUGAAUUUUGCCCCAAUACUGGUGAGCCCAGUAUUCAUAGCCAUCUCUCCAGUAUCAGCAGUCAUUCCAGCGAUGCCAGCUCAUCGUAUGAGAGCGAGAGCGAAAGUGAUAGUGACGAAGAUGAUGGAGAUGAGGAUGACGGAAACGAGGACGGCGAUCAGGAGAAAAUUGAACCGUCAGCGUCAGAAGAAGAGUCUGAAAAGGAGACAAUUGAUAUGGAUGAAUACAUUCAUCUUUCGGAUAAGCUUAUUGAUGCCAAUGCAGAGUUGUUUGAAGCAAAGUAUCUUCUCGAGAACUCGCAGAAACGAGAAGAAGCUCUGCUAGGAGCAAAUAAAGCAAAGGAUCGAAAGAUAUUAAGACUGUCGGAAACAAUCGAAGAAAUGCAGGCUCAUAUCAACGUUCUUAGUGCUCAAAAUGCUGAAGCCGGGAAGAUUAUGAUGGAACUUACGGCAUCGAUCGAAGUCCACAAACGACAGAAACUCUUUCGAAGGAUAUCAAUUGCCUCGUCUACAGGGAUAUCAAUGGCUUCGUUUUCUUCAUCCGUCUUGGAUCAAGACGAUACACCUGCAUCCCAACAUAAGCGAUCUUCCGGUGGUCCACUACGGCGCAAAUCUGAAGACACUUUAGGAAGCGAAUCACGGCGAAGUAACAGCAAACGCGCUUCUGGUUCUGGGCAGAUGCGGCGUACCUCUGGUUCCGGUCACAAUCGCUUAUCUAGUUUCUCUGCUUCCAAUCGCAUUGGUUCCAUUAAUUCCCUUCUUGGCCCCGCAACAGAGGAAGGAGGAGAGGGUUUUGGUGAGAGCAGUACGCCUUUGAUGAUGUCAUUUACAAGUGGUCCAGCGACAUCAUCUCCAAAUGUGAGGGAAGUCCCACCAAGCGCAGCUUCCAACGUGCGGCAAGUUCCACCAAAGGAGGCUCAGAAUACAUCCGAACCCGCCGCAAUCGAGAACUCAGUAUUGGAGGAUAACAUGUUUCCUCCAGCAGCGAAUGUGAGAGAAAUCACUCCACUCAACCGAAGAAGGGUGAAAGAGGUGUCAAUGGAAGAGGGGCAGAAACAAAUUCCCGCCACCCCAAUUGCUCCAUCUUCCGUUCCAGCUCCUGUACCUGCUCCAAGCCAACCUUUAGUCAUUCGAAGUUACCAGCCAAGCGAAAGACUAGCCGAAAGAAGGAGAAAGAAGAGAGAAUUAGAGGAAAGGCUGAAGAUGUCCGUUGCAAAAUCACACAGUUCAGAUGCGGACGAUUCGCAUCCUAUUUCUACGGAAUGA